Messenger RNA from Thunnus maccoyii (southern bluefin tuna), 4229 nucleotides. It is a transcript of the gene adam8b, whose product is annotated as ADAM metallopeptidase domain 8b. Gene Ontology annotation, molecular function: cell adhesion molecule binding; metalloendopeptidase activity. Gene Ontology annotation, biological process: regulation of cell-cell adhesion; positive regulation of membrane protein ectodomain proteolysis; positive regulation of cellular extravasation. The transcript has 22 exons. NCBI's taxonomy places the organism in Eukaryota, Metazoa, Chordata, Actinopteri, Scombriformes, Scombridae. The record is from RefSeq and is a predicted model, not a curated record. The coding region runs from base 749 to 3373 and encodes 874 amino acids.
GUCUAUAUUUACUGAAUAAUAUAUAUACAUUUAAAAACUGCAAUGCGCUCUUGAUUAGGGUUGCUUUAGAGCAAAAGUUACGUGUGUGUUUGUUGCCUGCAGUCUUGAAUGUUUAUCGUGAUGAGCAUGUUUUUUUUCAUGUUUAUUUUUAAGUUUAAAAGUUUUCAGUAAACUGUUGAAACAGAGAAUAUAGAUGAUAGUUUUAUUGAAGCACCCGUCAACUGUAAAUCCAGCAAAUAGACGGAGCCGUACAGCCCGCUCCGUGCGCACGUUAUUAAAUCCGGUAAAAGUGAAACUGAGUGGCGUUUUUUUUUCUCAGGUAAACCGUUAAUUACAUGUAUGGGAUCCCGAAAAAAAACAUUUUGACUAUACUAAUACUGCUGGAUAACAGUUAAAAAUAUAACAUUUUGGCUUUUUCUCAGAGGGCUAGCUAGGGGAUAACACUACGUGACCGAAACAAUGAGUAACGUACGAAGUGGUGACGUCACAAAUGGGUCAACGGUUGGUCAGUGUGCCACGAGACUCUCUGAUUCAUUUUGACACGUUGUAUUUCAACGGAAGUCGGUUAGUGUGUUUUAACAUCUGGCUUGACUGGUUUCUUUCCGGUAAACAUGACAUGCGUCGAUAAGAGCGAACCAGGCGGAGGCGGAGCUUUAACGGAAGAGCUGCUCCCGAUGACUUACGGUGGAGUAACUUUGCAGUUAACGGUAGAUGAGCGGCGGUGGUGCCCCGAGCAGGACGCAUCAUCAUGGGAGCUAACAUGUUCUCACUGUGGCUGGCGAUGGUUUGCCUCGUGCACAGCUCUGGGAUGUUGUCCCACGUGCAGCGGUAUGAGGUGGUCACCCCUGAGAGACUGCAGGGGAGACACAAGAGGAGCCCGCGAGACAAUCAGCUUUAUCCUGAUAAGGUGCAGUACAAGUUGGCCAUUGAAGGAACGAACCACACAAUUAAUUUGGAAAAAAACAGGAAUCUUAUCGGGAGAGGCUACACAGAAACACAUUAUUCAGACGAUGGAAAACGAGUGACGACAUCACCAGACCAGGAGCACUGCUAUUAUCAUGGCCAUAUUGAAGGCGUGACAGAUUCUUCGGUCAGUGUGGGGCUUUGUUCAGGCAUUAGUGGUUUUGUGAGAGCCCGGCAGCAGGUUUACCUGAUAGAGCCUCUGGGACAGUCUGUGGACGGUGAUCAUGCCGUUUACAGACAGGAGCACCUUAAGAUCAGUGGCAACCCCAGCUGUGGCUCCAACACCACCACGCUGUACGACCAGGACCAGGACCAGGCCCCCCGGCUCGCUGGCCUCUUCAGGUCCAGACCAUGGAAAACUAAACCCAUCACAGAGCCGCAGCGGUUUGUCGAGCUGUAUGUGGUGGUCGACAACACCGAGUAUAAACGAUAUGGAAGCGAGACUAAAUCCCGCAUUCUUGAAGUUAUAAAUCAUGUUGACAAGUUGUAUCGACCUCUGAACAUUCGCGUCAUGCUGGUGGGCUUGGAGAUCUGGUCAUACAGAGACUACAUCGAUGUUAACAUUAAUUCAGAGACUGCCCUGGACAAUUUCCUCAUUUGGCGCCAGGCUGAUCUGCUGCAGAGGACGAAGCAUGACAACGCCCAGUUUGUGACUGGCAAAGAUUUUUUCGGGGAUACAGUUGGAUUGGCAAAUAAAUUCGCCAUGUGUACCGAAAACUCAGGGGGAGUCAAUCAGGAUCACCAUAGCAACCCAAUUGGCCUCGCCUCCACCAUUGCUCAUGAGAUGGGACAUAAUUUUGGCUUGUCCCAUGACUCUGCAGGCUGCAUGUGUGGUCCAUUGUACAGCAGUGGGAACUGUGUAAUGGCAGACAAGCUCAGGAUAGGAAGUCUCGCGUUCCCAGAGCUUUUCAGCGACUGCAGUGUGGGGCAGCUCGCUGAAUUUUUGGAGCGAGCUCGACCCGGCUGUCUGCUGAAACCCACCUCUAAUACUAAGAUUAUUGCUGUGGGGCCUCUCUGUGGCAACGCCAUGCUCGACCCUGGAGAAGAGUGUGACUGUGGCACCGUGGAGGAAUGCAGGAACCCUUGUUGUGAUGCCUCAACUUGCCGUCUGACUGAAGGAUCCCAGUGUGCUCAUGGACAAUGCUGUGACAACUGUCAGUUCAAACAGACUGGAAGUGUGUGCAGGAAGUCAGCCAGUGACUGCGACCUGCCUGAGUACUGCACCGGAGUGUCGGGGUAUUGUCCUGAAGAUAGCUUUGAGAUGAACGGUAAACCCUGCUACGACCAGGAACAGGGCUACUGCUACAACGGCCAAUGUCCCACACAUCUGCAGCACUGCUGGAGGCUGUUCGGACCAGGCACCAGAGUUGGAGCAGACAUGUGUUUUGACUUGAACAGACGGGGCGAAGAAGGUGCUAACUGUGGGAGCAGCAAAUACGGCUACACCAAAUGUACUCAACCGAAUCUUAAGUGUGGAUCUAUAUUUUGUGAAGGAGGGGGCGAGUCCAUCACAGGUAAAAGAGCAGCCUACAAUAUGUUCGGCUUAGAGUGUAAACUAGCUGUGGAUGACGACAAGACCAGGAAAAUGGACAUGGUCCCUCAAGGAAGCAGAUGUGGACACAACCAGGUUUGCCUCAACAACAAAUGUAUGGAUGUAUCAGUUUACGGGAAAAAGGAGGAUUGUGCAAAGAAAUGCAACAACAACGGGGUGUGUAAUCACAAGAAUGAGUGCCACUGCAAUCCUGGCUGGGCUCCACCUUACUGCGACAUCCAGUACGCAGAUUUACCUCAAGGUCAGUAUGGGAUAAUAGCUGGUGUGUGUGCAGCUCUGUCCAUCGUUAUGGUGAUCGGCUUAGUGAUUGUUGGGCUGAUGUGCUGUAAAAAGGACAACAUGGACAACUACACCUCCAAAAGGUACUUUUCCCUUGGAUUCAUUCUUCUGUGUCUGAUUUAUGACACAAAUCUGUUUCUUGGUUUUAAGUCUCUCCAACUGAAUGAAUGUCACGUUCACAGGAAAGUGCAUUCAGCUCCAGGCAAGUUGAACCCGAUGUUCCAGGAAUCAAAUGUUAAAGAAAGACCUCAGAUCAGCCAGCCCACUUUGAUGGAAUCAACAGCGAAACAAGUCUGCGCUCCGCUGAUCGUUACUCCGAGCAGACAAGCUCCACAGCCACCAAAGAAAUUAUCUUCAUUGUCGUCCACUUCGCAAACUGAGCCGACAAAACCUCUACCUCCAUCCAAACCUUUACCUCCUCUGUUGCCUAAGAUGCAGUGUCUGGCAGCCAAACCGAGUCCUCCUCCCGUGCCUCCGGUCAAACCCAGUCCUCCCUCAGCCGCCCGAAUCCACCGUGUCAUGAAACCAUGUAGUCCUCCUCUGCCCCCAUCGAAGCCACAAGCUCACAGACUCACAUGAAAUUCUCAUUAAAGGAAUCAAGUUUUACCAAAGUAGCCUCAACAUGUGGUCAUAGAUACGUAUAGAUUCCCUAUUUUUGGGAUCAGAGGGGUGAGUCACGGGAGCCAAAGAGUUUGGAAAAAGUUCACUCUUUGUCUUCAGAAGCCUUUAAAGAUGUCGUGCGUGACCGAGGCUUCACCGACUGAGAAUGUCUUUGAUGACUAAAAACCAACAGCCGCUGCUGUGGAAAAGUGAUUUUUUUUGGGGGGGGGGGGGGGACUUGUAAUUAUCUGCUGUUGCAGUUCUUAUUGUUGUGUGUUGGUGAAAGUUCUUCCUGCUAAACUUCCUUUUUAAUGAGUUUUCUAUUAAGUUGUCUCAUUGCACUUUCUGGAGCAAAAUGUUGCUCACAUGAAAAUGUACUUUUUAAAUAUUUAUUUAAUGUUUGUUAACUGUUUCCAAAGCCAGUUUGUGCCUUCGUAAAGGUCCAUUUUGUAUGACUUUGCACUCUACUUGAAAACUAAUGAAUGGUACAUACGGUGUGGGAGUUCUGGUGACCUGUUUAUGUUUCUGUGGUUCAGCUUGAAACCUUUACAUGCUCCUUUGUUUUCAGUCUCAAGGAGGGAGUGUGACAGAGCCUCGAGGAGCAAUUACUUACUUGUGUUUUAUUACUGCACUGAUAUUUUUCUAGAGCAACAAUCACUGAGUUUAAAGCCUGUAAGUUAAAUCGCAAAUUAGCCGUUCACCACUAAUUGGUCCUAAAACGAUGAUCUCAAUCCUUCUUUCUAAUGUGUCACAUAUGAUUGAUUGAAUGUAAAACGUUUCUCAUGAGAGAAAGCCUUUUAUUGCAAGAAAUAAAGUGCACUUAAUUGCAAAAAUA